GCCAGGGCGAUGGAACCUCAGCACGUGCGCCCGGCGCCCGGCGCCCGCAGCCCGGCCUGGGAGGAACCGGGGUCGGAGUCGGACCGGAUGGCCGGGGCUGGCAGCCAGCACCACCCUCCAGGCGCUGCGGGAGGAACCGCCGCCGCAGCCGCCACCGCCGGGACCCCCGGUGCGGUGGGCCACCCCGCCGCGGCCUCCGCGGGACCGGGAGAGGACUCGUCGGACAGCGAAGCGGAGCAAGAGGGUCCCCAGAAACUGAUCCGUAAGGUGUCCACCUCCGGGCAGAUCCGGACCAAGACCAGUAUUAAAGAGGGACAACUAUUGAAGCAAACCAGUUCUUUCCAAAGAUGGAAAAAGCGAUACUUCAAGCUCCGAGGCCACACACUUUAUUAUGCAAAGGACUCUAAGUCGCUGAUAUUUGAUGAAGUUGAUCUCUCAGAUGCCAGUGUUGCUGAAGCAAGCACAAAAAAUGCCAACAACAGCUUCACGAUAAUCACUCCAUUCAGAAGGCUGAUGUUGUGUGCUGAGAACAGAAAGGAGAUGGAAGAUUGGAUCAGCUCUCUGAAGUCUGUACAAACUCGUGAACCUUACGAGGUGGCCCAGUUUAAUGUGGAACAUUUCUCAGGGAUGCAUAACUGGUACGCCUGCUCUCAUGCCCGCCCCACCUUCUGUAACGUGUGCAGAGAGAGUCUUUCUGGAGUCACCUCCCAUGGCCUAUCCUGUGAAGUGUGUAAAUUCAAGGCUCACAAAAGGUGUGCAGUCAGGGCAACAAAUAACUGCAAAUGGACCACACUAGCUUCCAUUGGGAAGGACAUCAUAGAAGACGAAGAUGGAGUUGCUAUGCCUCACCAAUGGCUCGAGGGCAACCUGCCCGUGAGUGCCAAGUGUGUGGUCUGUGACAAAACAUGUGGCAGUGUUCUCCGUCUACAAGAUUGGAAAUGCCUUUGGUGUAAAACAAUGGUACACACUGCCUGCAAAGAUUUAUAUCCUCCUGUCUGCCCACUUGGCCAAUGCAAAGUAUCUAUCAUACCUCCAAUUGCACUAAAUAGCACUGAUUCUGAUGGUUUCUGUAGAGCAACGUUUUCAUUCUGUGUUAGUCCUCUGUUGGUUUUUGUCAAUUCUAAGAGUGGAGAUAACCAGGGAGUAAAGUUCCUUCGUCGUUUUAAACAGUUGUUAAAUCCGGCUCAGGUGUUUGAUUUAAUGAAUGGAGGUCCUUACUUAGGUUUAAGAUUAUUUCAGAAAUUUGACAAUUUCCGGAUUCUGGUUUGCGGAGGAGAUGGAAGUGUAGGCUGGGUUCUGUCAGAAAUUGACAAGCUCAACCUACAUAAACAGUGUCAGCUCGGGGUGUUGCCAUUGGGUACUGGCAAUGACCUUGCUCGAGUCCUUGGCUGGGGAGGUUCUUAUGAUGAUGACACUCAACUUCCUCAGAUUCUAGAGAAGCUGGAACGAGCCAGUACCAAAAUGUUGGACAGGUGGAGUAUAAUGACGUAUGAGCUCAAACUGCCACCAAAGGCUUCUUUACCUCCAGAAGCGCCUGAAGAAUUUUAUAUGACAAUUUAUGAAGACUCAGUUGCAAGUCACCUUACAAAAAUCCUCAACUCUGAUGAAGAUGCAGUGGUCAUAUCAUCUGCCAAGAUUCUCUGCGAAACUGUAAAGGACUUUGUUGCCAAAGUAGAGAAGGAAUAUGACAAAAGGAUGGAAAAUGCAGUGGUAGCCGAAGCCGUUGCCAGCAAAUGUUCAGUCCUCAAUGAGAAGCUUGAACAACUGCUACAAGCCUUGCACACAGAUUGCCAGACUGCUCCUGUCCUCCCAGGCAUGGGCCCUGCCAUCCUAGAAGAAGAUACUGUGGAAUCUUCCAGUGAAGAGUCCUUGUGUGAAAGCAAAGACCAGCUCUUGGAUGACAUCACAAAACCCUCCUCCCAGAAAGCUGUCAAACCCAGGGAGAUAAUGCUACGUGCGAACAGUUUAAAGAAGGCAGUGAGGCAAGUCAUUGAAGAGGCCGGAAAAGUGAUGGAGGAGCCGACAGUCGGGCCCUGGGAGCCAGCUAGCCAGCCCUGCGAUUCCCAUGGAGCAGGCAUAGAUGGGCCUAAGGAUGAAGCCAGAGCUGAUGAUAACAGAGAGCCACUCACUGUCAGAACUGCGCCUCGGUCUCCAGAUGCCAGGGCAUAUCGUGGCUGUCCCCACACUGAUUCUGUUCCUGGGUCCGCAGUGACUGCCACCAAAGAAAACCUCCCAGUUCUCAAUACUAGAAUAAUUUGCCCAGGUUUAAGAGCAGGAUUAGCUGCCUCUAUUGCUGGGAGCUCUAUCAUCAACAAAAUGCUACUAGCAAACAUCGAUCCUUUUGGUGCAACACCGUUUAUCGACCCUGACCUAGAUUCAAUAGAUGGCUAUUCAGAAAAAUGUGUCAUGAACAAUUACUUUGGAAUUGGAUUAGAUGCCAAAAUUUCAUUAGAAUUUAAUAAUAAGAGAGAGGAGCACCCUGAAAAAUGCAGGAGCCGAACCAAAAACUUGAUGUGGUAUGGAGUCCUUGGUACUCGGGAAUUAUUACAGAGAUCCUACAAGAAUUUAGAACAAAGGGUUCAACUUGAGUGUGAUGGGCAGUAUAUACCUCUUCCCAGUCUGCAAGGCAUCGCUGUGCUGAACAUCCCCAGCUAUGCCGGAGGUACCAACUUCUGGGGUGGAACCAAAGAGGAUGAUAUAUUUGCUGCACCAUCAUUUGAUGACAAGAUCCUGGAAGUUGUUGCAAUAUUUGACAGCGUGCAAAUGGCAGUUUCAAGAGUCAUAAAACUGCAGCAUCACAGAAUAGCCCAGUGUCGCACAGUAAAAAUUACUAUAUUUGGCGAUGAGGGAUUGCCAGUGCAGGUGGAUGGUGAAGCAUGGGUCCAGCCUCCAGGGAUUAUCAAAAUUGUGCAUAAAAACAGAGCUCAGAUGCUAACAAGGGACAGAGCCUUUGAGAGCACUUUGAAAUCUUGGGAAGAUAAACAGAAGUGUGACUCUGGUAAACCAGUUGUGCGAACACACUUGUAUAUCCACCAGGCCGCUGACCUGUUAACAGAGGAGGUGUCCCAGAUGCAGCUUUGCUCCCAGGCUGCAGAGGAACUCAUUACUAGGAUUUGUGAUGCAGCCACCAUUCACUGUCUCUUAGAACAAGAACUGGCCCAUGCCGUGAACGCAUGCUCCCAUGCCCUGAACAAAGCCAACCCAAGGUGUCCGGAGAGUCUUACAAGAGAAUCGGCCACUGAAAUAGCCAUCAAUGUGAAGGCGUUAUAUAAUGAGACAGAAUCUUUGCUAGUUGGCAGGGUUCCAUUGCAGUUGGAGUCUCCACAUGAAGAGCGGGUAUCCAGUGCCUUACACUCUGUGGAGGUGGAGUUGCAGAAGUUAACAGAGAUCCCCUGGCUUUAUUACAUCUUACACCCCAACGAGGAUGAGGAGCCUCCCAUGGACUGCACUAAAAGAAACAACAGAAGCACAGUAUUCCGUAUAGUGCCAAAGUUUAAAAAGGAAAAGGUUCAGAAGCAGAAGACAAGCUUGCAGCCUGUCCAGAAAUGGGGCACAGAGGAAGUUGCUGCUUGGCUGGAUCUGCUCAAUUUGGGAGAGUACAAAGAAAUCUUCAUCCGUCAUGACAUCAGAGGGGCUGAACUUUUGCAUCUGGAAAGGCGAGACCUUAAGGACCUGGGGAUACCGAAAGUGGGUCAUAUGAAGCGAAUUCUUCAGGGAAUUAAAGAGCUUGGAAGGAGUACUCCCCAGUAUGAAGUGUAAUCAUAUUGGUGCUAUUCCUUGGAAGAGAAGUGUUUGCUACUCAAUACAAAGUUCUUGGAAGCAUUUGGCUGUUGUUGUAGUUUUCUGCAUUGACAAGUAAGCACCACGGAAGCACCUCUAUGGCUUGAUGUUUUGCUGUGGGUGAAAAUUUUGAUUUGAAGUAUUAGGAAAUAUUUUUGUGCCAAAAUAACAUUCCAUAAAGCCAUUUUCUUAUAGUGCAAACCUGACAUGUUCAAAUAUGCUCACAAUAGUU
This is a messenger RNA of Dipodomys spectabilis (banner-tailed kangaroo rat), 4012 nucleotides long. It is a transcript of the gene Dgkh, whose product is annotated as diacylglycerol kinase eta. Gene Ontology annotation, biological process: diacylglycerol metabolic process; lipid phosphorylation; intracellular signal transduction. Lineage: Eukaryota; Metazoa; Chordata; Mammalia; Rodentia; Heteromyidae. The record is from RefSeq and is a predicted model, not a curated record. The transcript has 31 exons. Bases 10 to 3759 code for a protein of 1249 amino acids. Gene Ontology annotation, molecular function: protein binding; ATP-dependent diacylglycerol kinase activity.